AUGGAAGUUCAAAGCCAGGAACCAUUCAAUCAACUCGCCGUGGAGAUUGCAAAGAUACACGUGCAGCCACCACCCGAGGACGUCCUUCCAUCUGGCGAUACAUUGAGCAGUGCUCGUUCCAAGCUCCAAACUCAUCUUCCCGCUAAGGGAGUAGGUCUUGAAGAAAGCAUACGGCACCUACGUCAAGACCUAGUUCCGGCAUUCAACGCCUCUUCUCGCUCCCCUAAUUACUAUGGUUUCGUAACUGGUGGAGUCAACCAGGCAGCGGCCCUUGCCGACAAUUUGGUCACAGCAUUCGAUCAGAACGUGCAGGUGCACUUACCCAAUGAGACCAUUGCCACAGAUGUGGAGGAUCGGGCACUGUAUUUGCUUUGCGAGCUGCUGAACUUCGAGCCCUCGCAAUGGCCGCAUCGGAUCUUUACUACGGGUGCUACAGCAGCCAAUGUUCUAGGCCUUGCUUGUGGACGGGAAUAUGUGAUUGCUGAAGCUUCUGCACACCGUACCGAUGCCGAGAACAGCGUUGGCGAAGUUGGUAUCGUAGAAGCUAUGCGCAGGGCUGGCAUCGACGACAUCCAAAUCUUGACUACUGUACCACACUCAUCAUUAAGUAAAGCUGCAAGCAUUCUGGGGCUUGGGCGAGCAAGUGUCAAGUGCCUAGGUCGCUCAGACGCACCGCAUAAAUUCGACAUGCAGCUACUCAAAAAGUCAUUGGAACUACCAGGUGCCGCAUCAAUUGUCGUGGUAUCAGCUUCCGAAGUCAACACAGGUGUCUUCGCUACUUCAGGGCUAGAGGAGAUGCAAGAACUUCGCAAGCUAUGUGACAUGCAUGGGGCAUGGAUACAUGCUGACGGCGCGUUUGGUCUUUUCGGUCGGAUCCUUUCAUCCCCUGCCCACUCUUCUAUCAUAGAAGCAUGUGCCGGCUUGGAACUUGCGGAUUCGAUAACCGGUGAUGGGCACAAACUCCUCAACGUGCCCUAUGACUGUGGCUUCUUUCUCUCCAGACACCGCGCCAUGGCUGAACGUGUAUUUCAAAACCCCAACGCUGCCUAUCUUGCCUCCGGCAACGGCCCCGAUACCAUCAUGUCACCACUGAACAUUGGCCUGGAGAACUCUAGACGUUUCAGAGCUCUGCCGGUGUAUGCGAGCUUGGUGGCAUAUGGAAGGGACGGAUACAGAGACAUGCUUGGGCGCCAAAUCCAAUUGGCACGUGGAAUCGCGCGAUAUAUUCUGCAAAGCAGCCAGUAUGAGCUUCUUCCUCAGAAAGAAGCCUCUCAUGAAGAUAUUUUGAGCGGAAUUUUCAUCAUCGUGUUGUUCCGUGCAAAGAAUGAGGAACUCAACAAGCAACUCGUCGACAAAAUCAAGGCAACAAGGAAGAUUUAUGUUUCUGGCACUUCGUGGGAAGGAAGGCCGGCAUGUCGUUUCGCAAUAUCAAACUGGAUGACGGACGUUGACAGAGAUUUGCCAGUCAUUAAACAAGUAUUACAGGAUAUUGCCUAG
Bipolaris zeicola 26-R-13 is the source of this 1497-nucleotide messenger RNA. RefSeq lists its product as uncharacterized. Gene Ontology annotation, molecular function: pyridoxal phosphate binding; carbon-carbon lyase activity. Gene Ontology annotation, biological process: carboxylic acid metabolic process. The transcript has a single exon. Lineage: Eukaryota; Fungi; Ascomycota; Dothideomycetes; Pleosporales; Pleosporaceae. The coding region runs from base 1 to 1497 and encodes 498 amino acids. The record is from RefSeq and is a predicted model, not a curated record.